This is a messenger RNA of Terrapene triunguis (Three-toed box turtle), 553 nucleotides long. RefSeq names its product tyrosine-protein kinase Fes/Fps-like. The record is from RefSeq and is a predicted model, not a curated record. The transcript is spliced from 3 exons. Lineage: Eukaryota; Metazoa; Chordata; Testudines; Emydidae. The annotation marks the transcript as partial.
CAGGCUAGUGACAGGCUGCCUGCGUGGGGCCAGGGAGCCCAGUGCCACAAGGGAUUCACCGGGACUCCCCUGCUUCCCGGGAGCUGAGGCUGCAGACACCAUCGCCCCCGCCUGCGGUCUGGGGGGGAGGAGCCAGCUCUCGGCGGCCAGCGCCAUGGGCUUCGGGACGGAGCUGUGCGGCCCCCAGGCACACAGCGCCCUGCUGCAGCUGCAGGACUCUGAGCUGCGCCUCCUGGAGCUGAUGAAGAAGUGGAUGGUGCAGCGAGCCAAGAGCGACCGGGAGUACGCGGCCCUGCUGCACAACACGUUCUGCCAGCUGGAGAAGCAGGAGGGCUUCCGGCAGCCCCUGCCAGGAGACUACAAAAGCCAGAUCAGCAAGUCCUGGUGGGUGCUAGUGAGCCAGACGGAGGGGCUGAGCCAGAUCCUGCGGCGCCAUGCGGAGGACCUGGCCGCCGGGCCCCUGAACAAGCUGACCCUGCUGAUCCGCGACAAGCAGCAGCUACGCAAGGCCUACAGCGAGCAGUGGCAGCAGCUGAACCAGGACUACGUCAGG